AAAGAAAUAAAGACAUGGCGGGCCAUUUGUUGUACUGUCAACUAAAAAAAAAUUUACCGAAAUGAUUUUAUUCGUAAGCGAUUCCGACGUCAUGGAGUUAAACGAUGGGUUAGAUCAACUCGUUCUCAAUGAACAACAACAACAACAAAGUCAGGCAUCGAGUUCGGUUUCGGAAGAAUCCUCAUCAAAAUCGCUUGAAAUGGAUCAAGUGAAAAUACGCCGAUCUACGAGGAUUAUAAAUAAAAGUAUCCCAAUUCCGAAAAUUGAAAUUAAGACGGUCGUGAAAAGUCAGUGGAAAACUACUAAUACAGAACAAGAACUGGCUAAGAUUUAUUUAGAAGGUAAAGGGGUGGCGAAAAAGAAAACGGCUUCGUUGGAGACGAUAUUUGAAGAACCAAAGAUUGUAAAUAAUAGUCCACAGUAUACGAGCGGGAAGAAAUUUAGACGUAUGAUUAGUUUUCAUGAAAGUGGAAGUGUUAUAGCUCAACAUCGUGUUAAAAAGAGGCACAUGAAAGCUAAGCAGGUUUUAGGGAAUAAUAAGAAAGGUUUUAAACAAAAGAAAAUAUCUCAGGAAGUGUUUAUGAAAAGAUUGAAAACUUUAUUAGACAACGAUUCAGAUGAUUCACGAGGUUAAUUGAUUAUGAGAUUUUCACUGUAACAUUUCCAUUAAAAUUUGACUAUUUUUUAAAACUACAAGUUUUUUAGAAAAGUGAUUCAUGUCAUGUUACAAUACAUGUUAUGCAUUAAAUUAUACUUGUUAAAAUUUAAUGGAAUGUGCACAAUUGGGAAUGAAUCGUUUAUAUUGGAAUUUAAAAGUUUUUAUUUUAAGUAUUAUUAUUAUUAUAAGUCUAUUA
Onthophagus taurus is the source of this 854-nucleotide messenger RNA. RefSeq lists its product as uncharacterized. NCBI's taxonomy places the organism in Eukaryota, Metazoa, Arthropoda, Insecta, Coleoptera, Scarabaeidae. The record is from RefSeq and is a predicted model, not a curated record.